AUGCGCGGGCGGGGUGCGCUCCCCAAGGCGAGGUCCAUCCUUAUCAUAGACAACUUGCACGCGCAGACCACGGACGAGUUCAAGGAGUAUCUUACGAAGCACUGCAACACUCUCGCCUGGUAUGGCCCUUCGGAGUGCACGGACGAGGUGCAGCCAGUUGAUGCAGGAGCCGGACGAUUUCUCAAGGUGGAAGUCGGGAGGCACAUGGAAAUAUGGCUAGAGCAGUCGGGCGACCUCGAGAGGUGAGAAACCGCGUCGCUGACAGCUUCUGAUCGGCGCGCCCUGAUCACUCAGUGGAUGGGAGCGGCCAUGGCAAGACUCGACAGCCAAC
This is a messenger RNA of Ectocarpus sp. CCAP 1310/34, 331 nucleotides long. NCBI's taxonomy places the organism in Eukaryota, Phaeophyceae, Ectocarpales, Ectocarpaceae. The record is from the annotation of a GenBank genome assembly.